CCGCGCUUCCCGUGAUGUCACCGAUUAGCGCGUUUUCGGCUUACGCGUUUCCAGACGCCUGGCCACCACCCCGUUUCAGCGGCGAUGCCUAACGAGACAUAAACAUUCAAGAUGGUCGUCCUCAACUUCACGCUGACGCCCGAGGCGGCGUCAAAGGUUCAUGACCUCCUUGUGUGCCUGGGGAAGUUUAGCGAAACGGUCGCCAUCGAGGCGCGUCGAGAAAGAUUCACGUUCACCGCACUCAACUCGUCCAAAUCAGCAUACUGCGCCGUGACUCUGGACGGCAAGCAGUUCUUCAGGCAAUAUGAAUGCAUUCCGGAUGCUGGCGGCACAGAUGGACGCUUCUCGUGCAGUAUGUAUACGAGGGCCUUGCUAUCCGUCUUCAAGGGACGGUUGUAUGAUCCGCUAGGUCGAGAUGGAGCAGUUGAGCGCUGCGAAGUCAGUCUGCAAGAUCAAGACAAUGAAGCCUACUGCAGGUUCAUCAUCAAGAUGGUCUGCAACCAGGGUGUCACCAAGACAUACAAAUUGACGUAUGAGGCUGUCGAUGUCAUGCAUGCGCUCUUCGACCGCAGUGUGGCGCAAAACCGGUGGAGCAUGCACUCCGGUGCCACCAGAGAGUACAUCGAGUACUUCGGCACAAAGACCGAGUUGCUGGACAUCUUCACUGGAGAGGAUGGGCGAUGCGUGUUCAAGAGUUACACCGAGAAGAUCUCCGAUGGCAAAGAAAUUUUGAAACAUCCACUCGUCACCGCAGUCGCAGUCAACACUUCUGAUUUUGAAUACUUCAACGUCCAAGCAGGUUUACACAUCGUUAUCAGCGUAAAGGACUUCAAGGCCAUCGUCCUGCACGCAGAUACCCUCAAAACCAGUCUCAAAGCGUACUACUCACAACCGACGCGGCCACUGCAAUUCAGCUAUGGAUGUGACGGUCUCGUGGCCGAGUUCACUCUCAUGACAUCUGGCGACUAUACUGGAGCUCCGCCUACCCCCACGCCAGCACCCCAACAGCAUACAGCUACGCCGCAACAAAGCAGACAAGCCUCCCACUCGCCAUCAGCCGCAUCAGAACGCACAGAUAUGCGCAGCAUGCGCUCAGAGAUGCCGCCACCAGUCCAGCCAGCCUCACGACGUGACCAGAACGGCCGAUUACGGAACCCAGGCUCACGACAGCCCUCGUCUGCACCUUCGCAGUCCCAGACAGUGCCGCCACAGGCAGAACCGGAGGACGAAGAGAGCUUGUUCGUACCACACAACGAUACGAGGAUGCAAGAGGAAGAAGAUGCGGCGUGGGCGCCGAUGGACUACGAUAAAGAGGAGACGUUGGGCUGGGAUGCAAGUGCAGAUCAUGAUGCUGCAGUCUUUCCCACGUUCCGCGACAGCGGUAGUAUGUCGAGAACGACUACGACGGAUAGCAACAUGGUGAUUGAGCCCACGCAGAGAUUGUCGGAGAUCACAGGGUUGUGGUAGAUAUGAUGCUCUUAGAAUGAGGUGCAGAGAAGCAAAGUUAUAUCAAUGAUACCAUGCAAGAG
Molecule: messenger RNA, 1529 nt
Organism: Macroventuria anomochaeta
Lineage: Eukaryota; Fungi; Ascomycota; Dothideomycetes; Pleosporales; Didymellaceae
Product: Rad9-domain-containing protein
Exons: 2
Coding region: 112-1467 (451 amino acids)
Biological process (GO): DNA repair; DNA replication checkpoint signaling; mitotic intra-S DNA damage checkpoint signaling
Cellular component (GO): checkpoint clamp complex
Source: RefSeq, a predicted model, not a curated record